AUGGCUUGUAGAGAUCAAGAUGGAAAUCUGAUAUCUGCUGAUUCAACGGACAUGUUGAAUGAACAUAAGCUAGAAAUAAUUCCUGCGGAAAAGGUCAUGAAAUCUGGGGAUUUUUUUGUCCUGAAAGAAAAUCCUAACAUACGGUUAUUUUCUCGCGCUCACAAAAUGAGUAAAAGUAGGGGAAAUGUUGUUAAUCCAGAUGAUGUUGUUUCUGAGUAUGGCGCAGAUUCUCUUCGAUUAUAUGAAAUGUUCAUGGGACCAUUGAGAGACUCGAAAACAUGGAGUACUAGUGGCAUUGAAGGUGUACAUCGGUUCUUAGGAAGAACUUGGAGGCUCGUUGUUGGUUCACCUUUGUCUGAUGGCACAUUUAAGGAUAGAACUGUAUCAGUUGAUGACGAGCCUACUAUAGAACAACUUCGUUGUCUUCACAAAUGCAUUGCCAAGGUAACCGAGGAAAUUGAGGGCACACGAUUCAACACUGGAAUUUCUGCAAUGAUGGAGUUCCUUAAUGCGGCUUAUAAGUGGGAUAAACAUCCAAGAUCGGUCAUUGAGGCAUUUGUUUUGCUGCUUUCACCAUAUGCGCCACACAUGGCUGAGGAGAUAUGGUCUCGGCUAGGGCACACAAAAUCAUUAGCAUACGAACGUUUCCCUAAGGCAAAUCCGACUUACCUGAAGGAUUCCAAUGUAGUCCUUCCAGUUCAGAUUAAUGGCAAGACAAGAGGUACCAUCGAGGUUGAAGAAACAUGUACAGAGGAGGAAGCUUUUAUACUAGCAUCCAGGGAUGAAAAGCUAUCCAAGUUUUUCCAUGGUCAAUCUGUCAAAAAAAGAAUUUACGUUCCUGGCAAGAUCUUGAAUGUUGUUUUGGACCGUAAAAACAUGAAGGUUGGUGUACAGUAG
This is a messenger RNA of Sphenostylis stenocarpa, 897 nucleotides long. The record is from the annotation of a GenBank genome assembly. NCBI's taxonomy places the organism in Eukaryota, Viridiplantae, Streptophyta, Magnoliopsida, Fabales, Fabaceae.